CAGCAGAAACAGCAGCAGCAGCAGCAGCAGAGUGAGGAAGGGAAGUGUGAUCUGCCUAACACACGCGUCUGACGAGCAGCAGAUUAUAAUCCUCCUCACAGGUCUGAUCUCACGAUGGCUCAAGGCUGCCUCAAGUGUUUGAAGUUUGUCAUGUGUAUCGCCAACUUGUUGUGUUUUGUGUGCGGCGUGUCAGUGAUCGGCUUAGGCGUCUACAUGAUGAUGAACUUGGGAAUGCGCGAGUUCACGCUGCUGUUGAUCAACGGCAAAGUGGCACACAUGCUGCUGAUCAGCGGCAUCGUCAUCACCUGCAUCUCCUUCCUGGGCUUCCUGGGAGCGCUGAAGGAGAACCGAUGUCUGCUGCUCAUGUACUUCCUGCUGUUGUUCCUCCUGAUGUUGGUGGAGUUGACUGCAGCCUGUUUACUCCUCAUGUAUGAGAAUCAGAUUGCGCCUACGGUGGAAAAGGAGCUGACUGAACAACUGAAAAAAGCUCAAGGACACGCAGGAAACUCCACCAGUGGGCAGUGGGAGCUGGUUCAGACUCAAGUGAGCGGGUGGUGGGACCCUGUUCAGACUCAGCUGAACUGCUGUGGAGUCCACAACGUGUCGGACUGGAAGAACGCGGUGCCGAAGUCGUGCUGCCAGAAAACUUGUGACGUCCCCAAACCUCCAUACAGAGAAAAGGGUUGUUUUGACGCUCUGAAGAUGCAGUUUGAAGAUAAUUUUCUCAACAUUGGAAUCUCUGUCAUUGUUAUCUGCAUCGUUGAGGUUCUGGGGAUGUGUUUCGCGAUGACGCUCUUCUGCCACAUCAGCAGAUCUGGACUCGGUUAUAAAUUAUAAAAAACCGCUGUCGCUCCCUGACUGACAAAUGUACGAGGACGUCUGAGGAUUCUGAUGAAAACAAUGUUACCACGGCAACGACAGUGACCCUCAGCGAAACGCGUCACUAAAUAAAUGAUAGUGUUAAAAUACAAUAAUGUAAAUAAAAUAAUUUUAGAUGAAGACGUUGAUUUUAAACAUUAAAAUUUUAUAUUUUAACAUUAAGAAUCAACAUUUUAACAUUUGACAGAGAACUGUUUAGUCUCAUUUUUAUUUAGUACAUGUUUUUGUAAUGUUAUUUUUAGAUAUUGCUGUAACGUUAUUUUGUCAGUGUUUGUCUGCGUUACAUUAACCCACACACUUUUAUAAACGUUAUAAUGCUGUAAUACAGUAUAAACCUCA
This is a messenger RNA of Solea senegalensis (Senegalese sole), 1218 nucleotides long. Its product is annotated as leukocyte surface antigen CD53. NCBI's taxonomy places the organism in Eukaryota, Metazoa, Chordata, Actinopteri, Pleuronectiformes, Soleidae. The coding region runs from base 115 to 837 and encodes 240 amino acids. The record is from RefSeq and is a predicted model, not a curated record. The transcript is spliced from 8 exons. Gene Ontology annotation, cellular component: membrane.